This is a messenger RNA of Hippoglossus stenolepis (Pacific halibut), 7542 nucleotides long. RefSeq names its product protein kinase C alpha type. Gene Ontology annotation, biological process: protein phosphorylation. Gene Ontology annotation, molecular function: diacylglycerol-dependent serine/threonine kinase activity; ATP binding; zinc ion binding. The record is from RefSeq and is a predicted model, not a curated record. NCBI's taxonomy places the organism in Eukaryota, Metazoa, Chordata, Actinopteri, Pleuronectiformes, Pleuronectidae. The transcript has 18 exons. The coding region runs from base 254 to 2299 and encodes 681 amino acids.
AGUGGUGUGUACAGUCAGGGAAGCCCUCACUCUCUCACACACACACACACACACACACACUCUCACUCUCACACACACACACACUCAGUGAGUCCGGUGUCUCCGGUGAGGACCGCCGCUCCGCUCUCUGCUGGCUCCACACCCCGAGUCUGAGCGCGUCUCUUCCGCCUGAGAAGCAGCAGCAGCAGCAGCAACACGUCCGGACCGGGGAUCGAACCAGGCUGUAGCGUUGAUCGAGCACCAGCGGGGGGACAUGGCCGAUGGAAGUUUCAACGAGUCGUCCACCGCGGACGUAGCGAAUCGCUUCGCCCGCAAAGGAGCGCUGAGGCAGAAGAACGUCCACGAGGUGAAGAACCACAAAUUCAUCGCUCGGUUCUUCAAGCAGCCGACUUUCUGCAGCCACUGCACCGACUUCAUCUGGGGAUUUGGAAAACAAGGAUUCCAGUGCCAAGUUUGCUGCUUCGUGGUCCACAAGAGGUGCCAUGAAUUGGUCACGUUCUGCUGCCCGGGGGCAGAUAAAGGGCCCGACACAGACGAUCCCAGAACGAAACACAAGUUUAAGAUCCACACCUAUGGGAGCCCCACCUUCUGUGACCACUGUGGCUCUCUGCUCUAUGGCCUCAUCCACCAGGGCAUGAAAUGUGACACCUGUGACAUGAACGUCCAUAAUCAGUGUGUUAUGAAUGUGCCCAGCAUGUGUGGAACUGACCACACCGAGAGGAGGGGCCGUCUGUUCCUCAAGUGCGAGGUCACCGUGGAUAAGCUGGAGGUCACAGUGGGUGAAGGCAAAAACAUGAUCCCCAUGGACCCCAACGGCCUGUCUGACCCAUACGUCAAGCUGAAGCUCACACCAGACCCCAAAAAUGAGACCAAGCAGAAGACCAAAACCAUCCGCUCCAACCUCAACCCCAAAUGGAACGAGUCCUUUAAGUUCAAGCUGAAACCUACAGAUAAGGACCGCAGGCUGUCAGUGGAGGUGUGGGACUGGGACCGGACCACCAGGAAUGACUUCAUGGGAGCCCUUUCUUUCGGCGUGUCCGAGCUCAUGAAGUCUCCAGUCUGUGGCUGGUAUAAGUUGUUGUGCCAGGAGGAGGGGGAAUACUACAACGUUCCCAUCUCAGAGGAGGAUGAUGGUAAUGAGGAACUGAGGCAGAAAUUUGAGGACAAAGCAGAUUGGGAAGACUCUGAUCAGAAAGCCAAACUAGGCCCAGGUAAGAAGAUGAUUGACGAGACGGACGACACCAACUCCGGCCAGCUGCCGUUCAACAGCCUGGACCACGUCAAACUCGACGACUUCUCCUUCCUGGCUGUGCUGGGGAAGGGCAGCUUUGGCAAGGUCAUGCUGGCAGAGAUGAAGGCCAGUGAAGAGCUGUACGCCGUCAAGAUCCUGAAGAAGGACGUGGUGAUCCAGGACGACGACGUGGAAUGUACCAUGGUGGAGAAGAGAGUUCUGGCCCAACAGGACAAGCCGCCCUUCCUCACACAGCUGCACUCGUGCUUCCAGACUGUGGAUCGUCUCUACUUUGUCAUGGAGUAUGUGAAUGGGGGAGACCUCAUGUACCACAUCCAACAAGUGGGGAAGUUCAAGGAACCUCAGGCAGUGUUCUAUGCAGCAGAGAUCGCUGCUGGUCUCUUCUUCCUGCACAAUAAAGGAAUUAUCUACAGGGAUCUGAAGUUGGACAAUGUGAUGCUGGACUGUGAGGGACACAUUAAGAUCGCAGACUUUGGCAUGUGCAAAGAGAAGAUUUCAGAGGGAGUGACUACGCGCACCUUCUGCGGCACUCCAGACUACAUAGCCCCAGAGAUCAUCGCAUAUCAGCCGUAUGGACGCUCUGUAGACUGGUGGGCAUACGGAGUGCUGCUCUACGAAAUGCUUGCAGGACAGCCUCCAUUUGAUGGCGAGGAUGAGGAUGAGUUGUUCCAGUCUAUAAUGGAGCACAACGUGUCGUACCCCAAGUCCCUGUCCAAAGAGGCUGUCUCCAUCUGCAAAGGGCUGAUGACCAAGCACCCGUCCAAGCGUCUGGGCUGCAGCACUGAGGGAGAGCGGGACAUCAGGGAACAUGCCUUCUUCAGACGCAUCGACUGGGAACGCCUCCAGAACCGAGAGAUACAGCCGCCCUUCAAGCCCAAAGUGUGCGGCAAAGGAGCAGAGAACUUCGACAAGUUCUUCACACGCACUCAGACCCAGCUCACACCAUCGGAUGAGCUGGUCAUCGCCAACAUCGACCAGGCCGAGUUUUCAGGGUUCUCAUUCAUCAACCCGCAGUUUGUAAAUCCGAUGCUCAACAGCAGUGAUUGAGGAAGACGAGGGAAACAUCCCGGAAGGAUCUCCCUGCUCACUGCCAACCACUUAAACCAACCGCCAAUCCAACAUCUGACCACAACUUGAUCAAGGCCCAUUUUGUGUAUUUGUUCUGUUCAUAAACAGGAACUUAAGACAUGCAAAUUUGAUCUGUACAAAUAUCUUUGCCAGUAUAGUUUAUAUAGAUUAGAUGGUUUCUGGCCACUACAAGAAAUGGUUUCCUUUAGCUUCACGACUGAAAUGUACUGUAGACCAGGUUGUCCUUCCUUAACCCUGCAGGUUACAUUGAAGGUUUCCCACAACUGGAGCCACUGAGACAGAGGAAUGUCCAGCUUUGUUUGUCUAUGCCAGUAUAUGAUUCAUUUAAGAUAUAAUAGCAUUUAAGACGUGGAUAAUUCUGUGCACAAAUUCAUCCUUACAAAUCUCAAAAGAUUAUCAUUAUAAUCUGCAGAUCUAGUUAAUGGUUACAGUUUGAUUCUAUGUGGAUAAUCAUCACAAUAUACUGUAGAUCUGACUGUAUGUGAUGAGUGGAAAAAGACACAUAUAAUGCAGUGUAGUAGACGCUAUAGCCAAAUAUGAAGGACAGCUGGUGCAGGAGUUGAAACAGCCCCUUGUGAUUCAAUGGUUUCCUGAUUCAAUGUUUACAGUUUUCUUCCCCUUUGAUACAUGGUGAUGGUGUAAACAUUUUUACUUUUAGCACAAGUUGAUUCCCGCCAGUCUCAUUUUUUAAGUGUGAGUAGCAAUUCAUCUAAAGACUGAAGGGUUAUAUUUAAAUGAUACGCAGCCUGUAAUAGAAAAGCAAAUAUGUGAGACACACAUUGAGUCGUCUUCAGUUUAUCAAAAUAAUCAUUGAGAAUAAUGAUUCAUUUAUCUCUUUCCUAGCUGAGCUGCAGAGUUUACACUUACAUUAUCAAUAGUUUUAUGGACACUAUGUGGACACACAUGAAUCAGUUUGGUCUGUGGGCAGUGGCGGUUUAUACUAUAGGAAAUCAAAGCUAAAAAGUUUACAGUUUGUCAUGUUUGACACUAGUGAGUGUUGCCCCUGUCCCUCUCUGCCCACGACUACAGAAUCCUACGUAUGAUCAUAAAUGUGCGAUGAAAACACUCCCGCACACUGUGUGACUUGCAGUGCUAUAAUUAUUUGUGAUAUAAAUAUAAAUAUUAUUCUCUUUAUUAGAAACCAUAUGCCUCGUGAAGAUCUAGCACCAAAAUAUCACAAGUAUGUGCAAGUAAGAUAGUGUGCGGGAGUUUUUGCAACAACGUUUUGUUCACUUUACUUUUUCACCUGCAAUAGAUGUGCAAAUUAUUUUCCUGUUUUAAAUCAGAACUGUCUUAACAGAAUCAGUACAAGACAUUUUGAUGAACAGUUAUUAUAAUUUUGUUUUACAAUAUUACAUCAACUAAUAUUAAUGUGUAUUAACCAUGCAACGUGUUCUUGCAUACAGUAUCAUGCCAUCAAGCGUAGAUAACACAUGAGUCAGGUUUCUUAGACACGGAAGUUGCAAAUCAAAAAGUACUUUUGUCAUUUUGUUGUCCUUAGAAAAAACUUUUCCCUCCUUAUGUCGACAUAAAUCAUUUAGUCUCAUGUCGAUUCGUUUUUAAUCUCCUCACACAUAUUUUUCCAUUAGAUCAGAUGAAUAUUUUAAUGUGUCUAAUAUCAGUGUAUAACUCCUUUGUAAAUAAUCAUGAGUUAUUUAAAAAAAGAGUAUAAGAAGUUACAGUUUUUAUACCAACACCUGAAUGUGCUUUUAUUACAUUAAUUAGACAAACCAAUAUUUGUAUGUGUACCAAAAGAUAAUAAUAACUAAACGACUGCGAAGGUAACACAGUGCAGAUCCACCUUUGAACAACUGGAUGUCUUAAAUAAAAUCCAGAUUUAGCAAGUUGUAAAAAUAUCUGUUCUACUGGUGAAUGCCAGAUUUAUCAGAUUUUUUCUUUCUCCUUUUCCUUUUGAUUUAAUUAAAUUGGAUGAUUUUUACUGCAGAUUGUGUGUUAGUUGGAUGCGUGUCUGGCUGUUGACUGUUCUUCUGUAUCUGCAUGCUGUUGGUAGGUAUCAUUCAUGCACGUGAUACGCUAAAUGCUGCAUGCUACGAAGUAUGAAACCCCCAAAGAGUUCCAACCUUUAAACAAUGCUCCACUCAAAGUCAUCUGUUGUUGUCGUUUCGUCAGUCUUGAAGAACAGCUGCCGGCUUAAAAUUGAUGUUGAUUGCAGUGUUUUCCAAUGGUGAGGGCGUUUUGCUGUGGGGAAAAGUGUCAAAAGCUGUUUGCUCAGGUGGUCUAAACUACACUGCUUCCACCUCAUGGCUCUUUACAAACCAUGUUGUUUGUAGGUCUAAUGAAACCUACAGGAAGACAGAGAGAAUUAUAUAGUUUCACAUUGGGUGAAUUUAAAGUUGGCCAUUAGACAUCGCAGAUAAAUACUCUAAUGCCGAGUUCACACCAAACGCAAAGCAAAGUGGAAAUCUGCAUUGAGAAUGAAACUCACCGGUAUCACAUCCUGGCACCGACCCGAGCUAGCAGGUCAUCAAACACAGUUCCUUGAGCUGUGUGUGCGCGCCUCUGUAUGGUCUUGUUGAUCCUCAAAUAGACGCUGGCUCAUCAGAUGUUUCCACAAGAGGUACAACACAGAAACUGUACUGUGCUGUCACUUUAGCCAGACGUCCUCCUCUCCACUUUUCCAGAGAACAGGCAAACAGUUGGGGUUUGUGUUUACACGCGAGUAAAGCGGCAAGAAACCUCUCUUUGCGUUUGGUUUGAACUCACCACUAGAAUGCUGAUUUCAGUUUAGAUUGUUAGUGAGUUUGAAACAACACAACUGAUUGUAAAACCCUGAAAGUCAGAAUUCUCAGGCGGUUGUGUGAGCUGUGUGUGUGAGCGAAAAGUGAACAACAACAGUGAUUUUGCCAAAUAUAAAAAUCCUGAUUGCAGGUAGUAAAGAGAAAGCAGAAAAGACAUAUAUUAAAUAUUAUGAAUUUAAAUAGAUACUGAUACUUUAUUCUCCUGAAACCCAGUCGCUGGCUCUAGAGCAGUGCCCUUUACAAGCCUGAUAUAUAUAAAUACAGUAUGCGUCCUGGUUCCCUUUGCCUUUUAGGGCAGCGUAGAACAGUGAAUCCAGAUCCAUAGUGAGUUGCAAGGCCAGUGGGACCAGUUGCUCUCCAGUGUCUCAUGAAUGGGGUUUUAUGUUAUAUUCUUAAUGUUGUGUUGUUGUCGAUCUGUUAACGUUGCCAUUUGUUUUGACUGUUUGUCAUUUUUAUUUCUCUAGAUCCUGCUCCUGUAAUUCAGGAAUGUUUUAAAACUGAUAUAUCACAUUGGAAAACUCAUAUCUGACUGAUGUAGAUAGGAACUAUUGAAACGUAGUGUUUUCUCCAUGUGUUUUUCUUUCUAAGAGUCACGCUCUCCUGCCGUGUUUCCUGUCGUGUAAAAACCUUUUGCAUGUGCCAAACCUGAAAAAUGCCAGAACCCGACAAUAGCAGCGUUGCACUAGCUGUAGUCACGUGGAUGACUCUUUGUGAGAGCUUCUCCCUGUACGGCCUGAGACCGGCCUAAAGCCACACAUAGCAUAUACACAGUACGAGCAUGAUGAUGAUGCCAUGAUUAGCGUAUUAUUACUAUAUUCUCCGGCCUGUUCAAAGUGAUGUCUGAAAAUCAUUUUAGCUUGUGGAGCAUUUAAUUUAACAUCCACAGUGAAUUUCUCUGAAAUAUUACUUGUACAUACUCGGACCUAAGUCAGCAACAGUCUCGGCCUCGUCCGAGCCGAACGCUAACCUCCGUGUUUGUAGACUUAGUCGUCUAACAACCAUCCCUUUAAUGGAAUCAAGGCUACUCAAGUCUUCUUACUUAAAUGUUUUCAGAAUAUCAAGUCACAGUCAACGUGAGCAUGAAAAAACAAAAACAGAUUAAUACUCUCCCAGUGUGUGCCUUUCCCAACUUCACCCCCCUUUUAAUCCUCAUCCUCCUAACGUCUCCAUGUGACUCCAUCACUCGACUUAAUGCGUUUUAAAUACAAACGACCCUUGUUCAUUUACUCAGUUCUACUCUGUUAGUGUUUCAGCUCACCACACGUGAAUCCUCAUGAAUGUAAAUAAAAGAAUCUUUUGAAAGAAAAAAAAUAAUAAAAAUCACCUCUUCACACUUCCUUUCACCUUCGCCACGUGUGUGCAUCAGAGUUGUAUGCACAUUUGAUUGAUUGACACCGAUAACCUUUACAGUCUCAUCCCUGUCUGCUCGCUUUACCUUUACCUCCCUGUGCCUAUUAAUGACUGAAUGAUGAAGGUGAUGGAGACAUCUGUCGGCAGUAGACAUUCGAACAAUGAACAUGUGAUGGUUCAGUGGGAGACGAUGGUGUCUCGUUUGAAGGACAACCCUCCUGUGCCUCGUCACAUUGAACCGUCCCUCCCCUCGUUCGUCUCGUGCGCGCCCUCUUUCACGCCAUACCUGCUCUUCCUUCCUUCCUUCAGUGCCUGGGCCCAAAGUCAAUCCAUCGUCUUAUCGACAGUGUCCUCCUCCUUCUUUCACUCCUUCAAAUCCAUCAGGCCGGGAGGGCUGUUGACUCCUCUUGAACGAUUCACUCCACACAGUUGGCGUCACUCUUCCCUCCUCCUCCUCCUCCUCCUCCCCCUGUAUUGAUUCACACCACAGGACAGGGAUUAGCGAAUUGAUUUUUCUUUGUUAAUGUUUGUUUUGUUUGCUUCAUCCAUUUUUUGUUAGCAAGUGAUUAGGACAUCCAAAAGAUUGUGAAGUCAAUUCUUCCGAUGUAUAGAUAUAUGAGAGAGAGAAAGAUCUUUAUGAUUUAUUUUCUCCAAAUUCGUACAUUUCUCCUUUUCUUUAUUAAACACCUUUCUUCUCUGUAGCAAGUCAUUACUCUCCCCUCUGUGUCCUGUUUGCUGUGAGAUGAGAGAGCUGAAGGGAACUGCCGUCUCUGUGGCUGUACACAGAGCACAGGAUCAGCGAUGUGCAGGAAUGCCUUAUCUCCUAAACCCAAACAUCAGCGCGGUCUCUAACGCUCCUCUCUUCGUUCAUUCAUAACCUCAGCAUCCCCUGUACGUUGUACAUAAAUGACUUACAGUAGAUAGCUAGACUGUAAAAGAAAGAAUAUAAUGUAUUUUGCAAAUGUUGUUUGUUUGUUUUCUCUCCUCGUCAGCCUGAAAACCUUUCAAAUGAGUCUGAGCUUCUUACCUAGUAACUGAUUGUCUCAUUUGUACCUAAUGUAUGAUAAUGCUAAUAAAAAAAAGAAAAUGACA